Molecule: messenger RNA, 1895 nt
Organism: Condylura cristata (star-nosed mole)
Lineage: Eukaryota; Metazoa; Chordata; Mammalia; Eulipotyphla; Talpidae
Gene: RPF2
Product: ribosome production factor 2 homolog (S. cerevisiae)
Exons: 10
Coding region: 56-976 (306 amino acids)
Biological process (GO): ribosomal large subunit assembly; maturation of LSU-rRNA from tricistronic rRNA transcript (SSU-rRNA, 5.8S rRNA, LSU-rRNA)
Cellular component (GO): nucleolus
Molecular function (GO): rRNA binding
Source: RefSeq, a predicted model, not a curated record
UUUCCGCGCAAUCGCGAUCUGCACGUGUGUUAACCUGGUUCGCGUAGCUACCGCGAUGGACGCUUUGGAUCGAGUUGUAAAACCCAAAACCAAAAGAGCAAAGAGAUUUCUUGAGAAGAGAGAACCGAAGCUCAGUGAAAAUAUUAAAAAUGCCAUGUUGAUUAAAGGAGGAAAUGCAAAUUUAACAGUAACCCAAGUACUUAGAGAUGUGUAUGCACUGAAAAAACCAUAUGGUGUUCUAUAUAAAAAAAAAAAUAUCACAAGACCAUUUGAAGAUCAGACCUCAUUGGAAUUCUUUUCAAAGAAGUCAGAUUGUUCUUUAUUUAUGUUUGGUUCCCAUAAUAAGAAGCGGCCAAAUAAUCUAGUAAUAGGUCGUAUGUAUGACUACCAUGUGCUGGAUAUGAUUGAGUUAGGUAUUGAGAAGUUUGUCUCUCUAAAAGACAUUAAGAAUAGUAAAUGUCCCGAGGGAACAAAACCCAUGUUAAUAUUUGCUGGUGAUGAUUUUGAUACAACAGAAGACUACAGAAGGUUAAAAAGUCUCCUUAUUGAUUUCUUCAGAGGCCCCACAGUAUCAAAUAUCCGCCUGGCUGGUUUAGAGUAUGUUCUGCACUUCACUGCACUGAAUGGGAAGAUUUACUUUCGAAGCUAUAAGUUGCUAUUGAAGAAAUCUGGUUGCAGAACACCACGGAUUGAAUUGGAAGAGAUGGGGCCCUCAUUGGAUCUGGUUGUGAGGAGGACACAUCUGGCAUCAGAUGACCUUUAUAAGUUAUCUAUGAAAAUGCCAAAAGCCCUCAAGCCAAAGAAAAAGAAAAAUAUCUCCCAUGAUACUUUUGGUACAACUUACGGAAGAAUUCAUAUGCAGAAGCAAGACCUAAGCAAACUGCAAACCAGGAAAAUGAAGGGGUUGAAGAAACGACCUGCAGAAAGAAUAACAGAAGACCCGGAGGAAAAAUCAAAGAGAGUUAAAAAAAAUUGAUGGAACUUAACAAAUAACUACCUUAUUAUUGUAAUCCAUUUGCCUAAGAGAAUUAUCAAGCCUCAUUUCAGAAUUUCUUAAAUUUUAUUGGAUAUUUUUAUAACUUGAUCAUUUACCUAAGCUAUAUAUUAUGAAUAGUAAUGUACUAGUAUCAGAUUGAAAGUAAGUCUUGUACUUAAAAUAUUACAAGUACACCUUGGUGUGCAUUUUCUGUCUAAAUUUCCUUCUACCUACGUACCCCAAGUCCCAAUAUCUCAUUCUGUGGUUAAGUGAGAAAGCAGCCAUUGAUGGUUGUUUUUUAAUUAAUUGUUUUUUUGUAUGUGGGGGGUGCAAAAUGGACAUUUCCUUAAUUUGUAAUUAAUUAUAAACCAGCCAGCCAAACUGGUUAGUGUUACCAUGAUGCAGCCAAAUACAAAGCAACUUUCUAAAAAUAUUAGCAUAAUAAACAAUUAAGGGUCCUACAAAAUAGCAAAUGGGGAAGAGGUAAUCACAAAACAUCCACUGAGUUUAAUUAAGCCUCCCAAUCCUAGAAAAUAUAAAUAAUCAUUACUUCUUGGGCUUUUACUUCCUACUGUUAAGGUUAGAGUCUAGAUUCUACAGAUACUCAAACAAAGAUUACAUCUAUCUAUGUAUAGCAGAGACACUUUUAUCAUGUUGCCCAGAAGAGCCAAGACUGUGGAAAUCUGAUUAGAUUUCAAUCAUUCCUCCCAGCUAAGGCAAUGGGUAUGCGGAGAAGCAGUGUACCCUGGUAGGGAUAAAGGAUUCUAAAAGAAGGAAAGUCCCAAGACUAUUAUUAUAGCCACUGCCCAAAUUUAGCUUGAGUAAUACACCCAUUUUCACAGAUCUUCAGACUGUGUGUUCAUGGAGUAAUUUGGGAAUAAGUCCAUGAUUUUCUGGGUAAUAAAAUACUCAGCAGUCU